AUGUUCAGAGGUGUAAUUUCACAAACCAAUAAAUCAAUUCUCAUUAGAAGUUUCUGUACCGGUGGUCCAGCAAAAUCAACCGCUGCCCCAACUGGCAACGUUUUACGUCUUGGUGAUGUUUGUCCAGAUUUCACUCAAGAUACCCAAAGUGGCAAGGUUAACUUUUAUAAGCAUUCAGGUGAUAACUGGAGUAUUCUUUUCAGUCAUCCAGCUGAUUACACCCCAGUUUGCACCACUGAAUUAGGUCGUGUUGCCAAAUUAUUACCAGAAUUCGAAAAAAGAAAAUGUAAAGUUUUAGCCCUUAGUGUUGAUUCAGCUAAAGAUCACUCAAAUUGGAUUUCUGAUAUUAAUGAAACCCAAAAAUGUGAUGUUACUUACCCAAUUAUUGCUGAUCAAGAUAGAAAAGUUGCAAACUUAUAUGGUAUGGUUCAUCCAAAUACUGAUAGCACUUUUACUGUUCGUUCAGUUUAUUUCAUUGCUCCAGAUAAGAAAUUAAGAGCUCAAAUUACCCUUCCACCAUCAACUGGUCGUAAUUUUGAUGAAAUCCUUAGAAUUUUAGAUUCAUUACAAUUGGCUGAUAAAUUUAAGAUUGCCACUCCAGUAGAUUGGGUUGAUGGUCAAGAUGUUAUUAUUCCACCAACUGUAUCAGAUGAAGCUGCCAAACAAAUGUUCCCAAAGGGUUUCAAAAAGAUUAAACCAUAUCUCAGAACCACCCCACAACCAAAUAAAUAA
Dictyostelium purpureum is the source of this 732-nucleotide messenger RNA. RefSeq lists its product as uncharacterized. Gene Ontology annotation, molecular function: peroxiredoxin activity. Gene Ontology annotation, cellular component: cytosol; mitochondrion. The coding region runs from base 1 to 732 and encodes 243 amino acids. Lineage: Eukaryota; Evosea; Eumycetozoa; Dictyosteliales; Dictyosteliaceae. The transcript is spliced from 9 exons. The record is from RefSeq and is a predicted model, not a curated record. Gene Ontology annotation, biological process: cellular oxidant detoxification; cell redox homeostasis.